Molecule: messenger RNA, 1059 nt
Organism: Calidris pugnax (ruff)
Lineage: Eukaryota; Metazoa; Chordata; Aves; Charadriiformes; Scolopacidae
Product: acrosin-like
Exons: 5
Coding region: 19-1059 (346 amino acids)
Biological process (GO): proteolysis; acrosome reaction
Molecular function (GO): serine-type endopeptidase activity
Source: RefSeq, a predicted model, not a curated record
CACGUGUCGCUGGGCACCAUGAACCUGCUCCUUGUCCUCCUCCUGUUGGCCCUGUGCCGGCCUCUGCAAGGCACAUGGGACACCUGUGGAGGGACCUGCGGGCUCCGGCCCAUGGCUGCUCACGACGGCAAGUCGCGCGUGGUGGGGGGCACAAACGCCCAGCCAGGGGCAUGGCCCUGGAUCGUCAGCAUCCAGCAGCCCUGGAGAACAGGCCUGAGGCACAUCUGCGGAGGGUCCCUCAUCAGCCCCCAGUGGGUCCUCACGGCCGCCCACUGCUUCAUCGACGUCAGGAACCUCACCAUGUGGCGCGUGGUGCUCGGGGCCACCCAGCUGACUCAGCUCGGCCCCGAGGCCCAGGUGCGCAGCAUCAAGCGGCUCCUGCCCCACAGACACUACAGCAGCGUCUCGGAGAGGAACGACAUCGCGCUGCUGGAGCUGGACCAGCCCGUCCAGUGCAGCUCCUACGUCCAGCUCGCCUGCCUGCCCGACCCCUCGCUCAGGGUGUCGGAGCUGACGACCUGCUACGUCAGUGGUUGGGGUGCCACAACUGCAAGAUCUGGAGACACAACUGAUGUCCUGCAGGAGGCCCAGGUCCACCUCAUUGAUGUCAACCGCUGUAACAGCAGCCGGUGGUACGCGGGGGCCAUCCACACCCACAACCUGUGUGCUGGCUACCCGCAGGGCGGCAUCGACACCUGCCAGGGCGACAGCGGGGGUCCUCUCAUCUGCCAGGACAGCAACGCGGACUUCUUCUGGCUGGUCGGGGUGACCAGCUGGGGGCAAGGCUGCGCCAGAGCCCAUCGCCCCGGGGUCUACACCUCCACCCAGCACUUCCACAGGUGGAUCUUGACACAGAUGGGACUGCACCCACCGCUAUCGGCUACUCCAACACCACAGCCAGCCUUCACCUCAACCCCCUCCACGAGGCCAAGGCCACCAACGACACAGGGCAGAGUUACACCCUGUCUGUUUCCACGCCGGAAGCUGGUGAAUUUCUUUAAUCAGCUGCAGGAGCUGCUGAAGAUCCUAAAGGGAAAAAAGGCUUCAGCAGCAGGAUGA